ACCGGUGUCGGAUAAUCGCAUGUGGGAGAAAAAUCGUUACCUGUUGAUCCAAAUGUGUUUUUUUUCCAACUAAUUAACUGAUGUUUAAAUCUUUUAUACGUGAUAUCGAUUAAAGUAGAGCGCGGAGUAAUAUCCUCGUCACGUAGGUCUCGUUUGAUGAGCGUUCAUCACAUUUUAUUUCGCUGUCAGUUGUUAUGUUAUUUGGGACAAUGUGGUUGAGAAUGCAAACAGAACAAAAUUCGUUUUGAUACUUUAAAUGUCUGUGACAACCUUGGAGUUUUAUCAAACUUACAUCGAAUAAACUUCACACACCGAUAGAUAGUGCAGUUGAUAACUUGUUUUAUCUCAACUGCGUUUGAUAUUUAAUUUGUCGUCUGCUUUAGCAAAUGUAAACAAUGAACUGAAAGUUGGAUGGGGUAGUUUUAGGAUGUUAAUCGUACAAACUCGAUCAAAAAUGAAGUGGAUUACGUUAUUUUGUGUCACUUCGAUUCUGUUUGGACACGGGAAUUCGUUCACACCCCAAGACCACUACCAUUACAACAGAUGCGAGAAAAUAGACAUACCCAUGUGCAACAACCUGAGGUACAACAUGACGAGAAUGCCCAACCUGGUUGGCAAUCAGAACCAGAAGGACGCCGCCAUGCAGGUGCACGAGUUCCUGCCGCUCGUGCAAGUCGGCUGCUCCAAGUUCCUCAAGUUUUUCCUGUGUUCGCUGUACGCGCCAAUGUGCACGGACAUGCAACAGACUGGGGACGAGCGGGAGACGAUGGUGGUCCCUGCCUGCAGGUCAAUGUGCCUCGAAGUCAGGAGCAAAUGUGAGCCCGUGUUGAACAAAUUAAACUUCCAAUGGCCUAAAUCCCUGGACUGUGGGCCGCUGCCCGAGAAAAGCGACCCAAAGGAAGGUGUUCUGUGCAUGGAGGCGCCUAGUGACGCUGAAGAUACGGAGGAUUUGGGCACUAUCGGCGGGCAUGGAAAGAAAUACAAUGAAGAGCUGAUAAGGUAUUUUGAAACAUAUAAAAAUCUUGAUUCGAACGAACAUAAAACGACGAAAACAAAUCCUCCAGCCCUUAUCUGCCCCGACAGGUUUGUGUUUGUUGAUAAGAUACAAAGGAGAAACAAUUCAUGUGCGCCCAGAUGUAAUGUGGACGUAUAUUUUAAACAAGAAGACAAAAACUUUGCCGAGAUAUGGACAAUAGUAUGGGCUUCGAUAUGCUGCCUAUCAACUACAUGUACGGCUCUCACAUUUCUCAUAGACACUCAACGAUUCAAAUACCCUGAGCGUCCCAUUAUCUUCUUGUCAAUGUGCUACGCAAUUUACUCAAUAGCGUUCGUGAUCCGUGCAGUUACGGGUCCCGGCGCUAUUUCUUGUGACCGAAGGCGGGACGGGUCUGAAUAUCUUAUUCUGGAGGGCCUAGAUAGUACUUGGUGUAUUAUAGUCUUCCUAAUCUUGUACUUCUUUGGCAUGGCCGGCUCCUUGUGGUGGGUGAUACUGACAAUCACUUGGUUCCUUGCUGCAGCCCGGAAGUGGGGACAGGAAGCGAUAGAGGCCCUCAGCAGCUACUUCCAUCUAGCUGCAUGGGCCAUCCCCGCAAUAAAAACAAUCAUAGUUCUCACAGUACGUCAAGUAGAUGGGGACGAGCUGACCGGAAUUUGUUACGUGGGAAACCAUGACAAGAAUGCUCUCACUGGCUUUGUGUUAAUUCCCCUCAUUGUGUAUUUAUUCUUAGGAACAUUCUUCUUACUUUCUGGUUUUGUAGCUUUGUUUAGAAUAAGAAACAAUUUGCGUCAUGAAGGCACAAAUAUCAGAAAACUAGAAAAAUUAAUGGCAAAAAUAGGCAUCUUUUCUGUAUUAUACACUGUACCUUCUACUUGUGUGAUUGGGUGUUUAUUCUACGAACGUAUGAACAUGGAUAGUUGGAACAAAAUUGCGAUGGCCAAAGAGUGUAGAGAGACCGAUACAAAUGUAAAAGAUUGUCAUUUAGAACGGUCAAUUCCCUCGGUGGAAGUGUUCAUGUUAAAAUACUUUAUGUGGUUAGUUAUUGGAAUUACGAGUGGACUAUGGAUAUGGAGUUACAAGACUGUGGCCUCGUGGCAGAAAUUCUGCACGAGUCGGUUUACAAGCCGGAAGUCCAACCUGGGUCCCCAUGGACAAGCAGGGUACCAUCCUGCCCCGGUUAUGGUAAUAAACCGGGGACCAAAACACGUGCCAAAAACUUCCUCAUCUUUAAAUAGUGCAUCGAGGCAAUAGAACGAUAGCAGUAAAUGAUGCUUGUUAUAGUUACGUUUUUGUUGUAUUGUUAUUCACUAUUUUGUAUUGUGUCCUUUUAAGGGACAGUUCGUCGGUAUAUUUCCGUACAGUCGUUGUUGUACAUUUCAUUCUAUUAAUUGUUGACCUUGCAUUGAAUGCGUUUCAAUAGCUAUUUCUGGUAUUGUUAUAAAAUACCUUUCCCUUUUAAUAAUCAUCUAAAUUUUUGGAGCGUAAAUAUGCGACAUUUUUCAAUUUAUAAUUCAUUUUUGGUUUUGUAUUAUCAUUGUUAUUAAAUUCAUUAUGAGGGCAUACUAUGUUCAAGGGUUAAAAAUUGAUGUGAGAAUUUUUAUCAAUUCAUUUAAAAAAUGAGAUUAUUGUUUUUAAUUAUUGGCGUUUGAAAUGUAAUGAUAAAUAGUUGUUAUUAAUGAAGGCAGUUGUGCAUUAAACUUUGAAAAGUAG
This is a messenger RNA of Mya arenaria, 2707 nucleotides long. Its product is annotated as frizzled-9-like. Gene Ontology annotation, biological process: non-canonical Wnt signaling pathway; canonical Wnt signaling pathway. Lineage: Eukaryota; Metazoa; Mollusca; Bivalvia; Myida; Myidae. Gene Ontology annotation, cellular component: plasma membrane. Gene Ontology annotation, molecular function: Wnt receptor activity; Wnt-protein binding. The record is from RefSeq and is a predicted model, not a curated record. The transcript has a single exon. Bases 428 to 2248 code for a protein of 606 amino acids.